This is a messenger RNA of Merops nubicus (carmine bee-eater), 813 nucleotides long. Its product is annotated as GTP-binding protein Di-Ras2-like. Bases 1 to 597 code for a protein of 198 amino acids. The transcript has a single exon. Gene Ontology annotation, molecular function: GTP binding; GDP binding; GTPase activity. Gene Ontology annotation, cellular component: plasma membrane. The record is from RefSeq and is a predicted model, not a curated record. Gene Ontology annotation, biological process: signal transduction. Lineage: Eukaryota; Metazoa; Chordata; Aves; Coraciiformes; Meropidae.
AUGCCUGAACAAAGCAACGACUACAGGGUGGUGGUGUUUGGAGCGGCAGGCGUCGGCAAAAGCUCCUUGGUCCUUCGUUUUGUAAGGGGAACUUUCAGGGAAACCUAUGUCCCCACCAUCGAGGACACCUACCGGCAGGUCAUCAGCUGCGACAAGAGCAUCUGCACCCUCCAGAUCACAGACACCACGGGCAGCCACCAGUUCCCUGCCAUGCAGAGGCUGUCCAUCUCCAAAGGGCACGCUUUCAUCUUGGUCUACUCGGUCACCAGCAGGCAGUCCAUGGAAGAUCUUCGGCCCAUCUUCGAACAGAUUUGCCAGAUUAAAGAGGACGUCCGAAAAAUCCCCAUCAUGUUGGUGGGGAACAAAAGCGACGACACCCAGCGGGAGCUGGAUGCCAGCGAGGGGCAAGCGUUGGCCAGCAAGUGGAAGUGCUCCUUCAUGGAGACCUCGGCCAAAAUGAACUACAACGUCCAGGAGCUCUUCCAGGAGCUCCUGAAUCUGGAGAAGAGGAGAACUGUCAGUCUGCAGGUGGAUGGGAAGAAAGGCAAGCAGCAGAAGAAGAAAGAUAAACUGCAAGGCAAGUGCUCUGUGAUGUGAUUGACUCGGGCAGGACUCUUCCCCACGCACGGUGUGGCCGGAGAGGGGACUCCCACAGAAAAUACAUCUCUGCUGGAGGUUUUUGGACAAAUCCAUUCCUUACAGGGCUGGUGCUUCUCUCUGAGAUCUCCACUGGGUUAUUUUACGUGUUGUUUUAAAGGGGAUGGCUUUCUGCAUGUUUAUUUUUAAAUAACAAUAAAUAUUUGAUGUUAGCAA